Juglans microcarpa x Juglans regia is the source of this 973-nucleotide messenger RNA. Its product is annotated as E3 ubiquitin-protein ligase RNF170-like. The record is from RefSeq and is a predicted model, not a curated record. The transcript is spliced from 6 exons. Lineage: Eukaryota; Viridiplantae; Streptophyta; Magnoliopsida; Fagales; Juglandaceae. Gene Ontology annotation, molecular function: ubiquitin protein ligase activity. The coding region runs from base 243 to 698 and encodes 151 amino acids.
UAGCUUCAACCUGACGCCACUCCAGACACAGACAGAAAGAUGGACGGUCCUCCAGCAAACGAUUUCUGCUCGGUGUGCCAUAGCAACUUCAAGAUCCCUUGUCAAGCCAAUUGUUCUCACUGGUUUUGCGUUGAUCGUUACUCGCCUGAAAUGAUUGAACUCUCAGCGUUACCCUCGACCUGUGAAAACCUAGCCUUUUCUAUCUAAUAUAUCAAACAUAAGUUAGGUAUGGGGAUUGUAUAAUGCUUGUUUGGCAUCAUGGAUCAGCACUCCAGCCGUGUAAAUGUCCCUUAUGUCGUCGUCAAAUUACAUUGUUGGUUCCUGGAGAGGCUUCAUUAAGUCAGCGACAUGAUCCCGAUGUUGCUGAGAUUCUUGGAAAGGUUCAAACAUACAAUCGCCUUUUUGGAGGGCAUGCCAAUGGCCUUUUUCAGAGAAUGCAGGAUCUUCCAUUUCUCCUUCGAAGGUUGUUACGAGAACUGAUGGAUCCUCAAAGAUCCCUUCCUCUUGUUAUUAGAGCCCGUGUCUACAUAGCAAUGAUUCUAAGUGUCAUCUACAUAGUCAGCCCCAUUGACAUUAUUCCAGAAGGAAUAUUGGGAAUAGUUGGCCUAUUGGAUGAUCUCCUUAUAGUGCUCAUCUGCUUCCUCCAUGUUGCUGCCAUUUACCGGUCGAUACUUUAUUUCCGUCAUGGAGGUUCAUGAGCUCUCCUCCAGUUACGACAUAAAAUCGCAGAGAAGUGGGAGCCACAAUAAAGGAAAAGAAAAAAUUGUAUGCAUUCUCCUCGGAUACACAUGUUCUUUCUACAAGAUAAAACAGUUUUUUUUUUUUUUGUCCUUGGUUCCUCUCUGUACGACAGUUGGUUGCACUGCAAUGGCAAAGCUCCUCCUCCCUCCCCGCCCCGACUUAACAGUGUUUAUGUAAGCAGACGUGGAUUUUCUUUCUGUAUAUGGAGGAAAAAUAAUUGUUGUCUAUCUAA